Messenger RNA from Maylandia zebra (zebra mbuna), 1211 nucleotides. The record is from RefSeq and is a predicted model, not a curated record. NCBI's taxonomy places the organism in Eukaryota, Metazoa, Chordata, Actinopteri, Cichliformes, Cichlidae.
ACACUAAUGCUGAGACAGUAAAGCUCUUCUACUGAUUUAACACAGCAGCGAGAUGUAUCCAAAAAUGGUGAAUUAUCCCUUUAAUGUUGGUGUUGAUUUGUUUUCCCCACUCAUCUUUAGAUGGUUCAGAACUGUCAGUGAUGAGGUAGACAACAACUAGAUUUAAAGAUACAAGUGUUGAGUGUUUCCUCACUGCGGUCCGAGCUGUCCCGUCACAGUGGAGAGAAACACUGAAAUAUCUGCUGAACAGCAAUGAAGGAGACGUAAUUACUGCUUCAACCACAUUCAGUUCUCAAAUCACCACGAUGUUGGUGUGAAAACUUAACAAAGACAUUUCUUUCUACUAGAUAUCACUAAGAAUUGGUCUUCUGCUAUUAAACACAGAAGAAAUCAUUGGAAAGAUUGCAGUUAAUGAUGAUGUCGCAGGUCCUGCUCAGCACACUUCAGUUUAACAGCCUUCUACUCUGCAGAGGGAGGAGAGUGACAGCUUAUCUUCCAGUGCUGCUGUUUGUUAUCGUGAUGACAGCAGAAGGAGUUCAGGCACGUCGGCUCGUCACAGCAAGCUCAAACACAGCAGCUGGUCUCUGAGUGGACUCUUCAUCCUUUUCAGUCUGUGACAUUCUCAUUACCAUCACUCAACACUGUGCCAAACCACCUCAGUGUGAGCUGAAGGCUAAUGCCACUGGGAGGUGCAGCUCCGAAGCCGUUUGUUGGGAUCCUGAACAUCACGGAGUACAGGGUGCAGCUGAGGUGUGAGGUCAGAGGUGCGUCUCCGAAGCCUAGAGUGGAGUGGAGGGACAGCCAUGGAAACAUCCUUCCUGCUGAGCAGCCACAGGUGUCACACAGAGACGGCCGCUAUGACAUCACCCUCCUCACCACGGUGACCAGGACAAACACCAACAUCUUCCACUGCGUGGCCACACAGGAGGAGAUCGGCCAUGUGACUGAAGAAGAGAUCCACGUUCCAGAUCAGCUGUUCGAGUCCUGCGAUGGAGUCGGUGUGAUCGUUUCUGUAUUUGCUUCUGGAUUCUCUGUCGCUGUGUUUGCGUCUCUGUUGCUGUUCUCAGCUUGUAUUAAAUGUUGUUGAUAACAGACAGCAGAUACUUUCAUCUGUAUUUUUUAUUCUCUGCUCUUCUGUUUCCUCUGGUUUUAAGGCUGAUAUGUUAUUUAUACCAACAUUGUAUUAAUGAAAAAUAAAGUUGGGUAAAUGA